AUGCAAAAUUAUUCCGCUCAUCGGGAUGCAGCCUGGCCUCCCCAUUCUUGGCUCAUUCCUAUCUACGCCUCGCAGCCAAGCUUCGAAUCUACAAUUCCUCCUGCAAGGGAGGCGUAUCAGGACCCACAAUUGCUUUCUGUUACAGUGCCUGCCUUCGUUGUUGGCAUCUGCUUUGGGCCAGCCGGUGCCAAAUUGUUGAAUGUUUCUCAAUGGGGAGGUGACAGUGACAACGAGACUAGCGAGAUAGCCUAUGGCUUGACACGUCUAGUCAUUGGCGUUCAGUUAGCCAAAGUGGGAUAUGAACUACCCAAGAAAUACCUGAGGCAACGCAUGGCGGAAAUGAUCAUCUGCCUAAUACCAUUGAUGACCAUCUCGUGGCUGGCAACUUCUGCCUGUGUGAAGCUUGUGAUCCCACACAUAUCCUUUCGACUAAUCACCCCACAAAAGCUCUCAGCACUCAUUAUCAGCGCUUGUGUAACCUGCACAGAUCCAGUUCUAUCCCAGGCAAUUGCUAAGGGUCCUUUUGCCGACAACUUCGUCCGCCGACCGCUACGGGAAUUCAUCUCCGCCGAGGCAGGUGGGAACGACGGCUUCGGGUUUCCCCUCUUGUUACUGGGGGUCUCGUUCUUGCGAUAUGCCGAAGCACCGGCCAAUACCCUCAGCUUGGAAGAGUUUGACCUGGAACGGGGAGUUCCAGAUGUACUCGGGACAACUGGAGUUGGACGUUUUGGCGGCGGCGCAGGCGUGGCACUCAAACACUGGGCUAUUGAAGGAGUUCUAUACAUGAUCCUAUUAGGCGCAGCAUAUGGUGCAUUUGUGGGGUUCGUGUGCCAGCUGCUGCUGAAGAAAGCAUCCAAGCACAGGUGGAUUGAUUAUGAAAGCUUUACACUUGUCCCAGUGGCAAUUGGGCUGCUCCUUGUUGGCACCUGCGGCUGCUUCGGCUCUGAUGAGACGCUCGCUUGCUUUGUCGCUGGGUGUGUCUUGAACUGGAACGGGAUUUAUCACGAAGAAAUUCAAGCCCGACAUGAUUCGUUCAACUCGACCAUGGAGACCUUGCUGAAUUUCGCAGCGUUCAUGUUCCUGGGGGCGACCAUGCCGUGGGCAUACUUCCAACGUCCCCAUGAUACGGGGAUCACGCUAUGGCGGCUGUUUGCAUUAGGUUUCAUGAUCUUGGUGUUUCGGCGCAUCCCAGCUAUUCUUAUGGGAUAUCGCUUCAUGCCCAAGGUCUGCAGCGACUGGAAGGAGGCACUCUUUCUAGGCCACUUUGGGCCAAUUGGAAUCGGUGCAGUCUCGUACGUGGAGUAUACCCGUCGACUCUUCCCUCCUCCCGGACAAAGUGACGAAGAGAUCAACAGCAUGACUGCUGCGAUGGUGCCAGUCGUCUACUGGCUAGUUCUAUUCUCCAUCGUAGUCCACGGCAUAUCUGUCCCUGCUCUCAACGCACUCUACAGUCUUCUCAAAGUACCCCGUAUCUGCGAUCAUCCAGUCACCGUCGUCCUUCUCUCAGAGAACGAGCCUCUACCCAACAACAGCACGAUGGAUCCCCAACGCCACUCGAUGGUCCUCAAUAACCGGUUCUCGCGGCCAUCAGAGAGCGACGAUGAACAAGACGAGGAGAAUAAAGAGGACACGGAAACCAUGCUUCGGUCGAGAGAGGAUAGUCCUGAUCGAAGUAUAGAGCGACUCUCGACGCAGUCCGAAAGGUCGAAUACUCGAACCGUGGAUAUGAGGACUAUGGUGUAA
This is a messenger RNA of Aspergillus niger, 1743 nucleotides long. RefSeq lists its product as uncharacterized. The coding region runs from base 1 to 1743 and encodes 580 amino acids. The record is from RefSeq and is a predicted model, not a curated record. The transcript is spliced from 7 exons. Gene Ontology annotation, biological process: sodium ion export across plasma membrane; proton export across plasma membrane; regulation of membrane potential. Gene Ontology annotation, molecular function: sodium:proton antiporter activity. Gene Ontology annotation, cellular component: plasma membrane. NCBI's taxonomy places the organism in Eukaryota, Fungi, Ascomycota, Eurotiomycetes, Eurotiales, Aspergillaceae.